Molecule: messenger RNA, 537 nt
Organism: Olea europaea var. sylvestris
Lineage: Eukaryota; Viridiplantae; Streptophyta; Magnoliopsida; Lamiales; Oleaceae
Exons: 3
Coding region: 1-537 (178 amino acids)
Source: RefSeq, a predicted model, not a curated record
AUGGGUAGAGGUCGAACCUCUCGCCACAAUAUCAGAGCCCAAGCUAAGAGCCUUCACUUGGAGGUCUAUCAUUUGCAGAGCAAUGGUCUGGCCGAGACGUAUAGAACAACUCAUAGGACAACCAUAAGAGAAACCCCUUUUAUGUUAGCCUAUGGCAUUGAAGCAAUGAUCCCAGUGGAAAUUAGACUGUCAAGCCAUAGAAGGCUCGUGCUAGAAACCUCGGAGCAUACAACUGAACAUCUUGAUCUCUUGGAAGAAGUACGGGAGCAAGCCGCUAUAAAGGUGGCCUCUUACCAAACUAAGACAGCAAAACAUUUUAAUAGCAAAGUCAAGGCUCGAAGGUUCAGAGCUGGCGAUUUGGUCUUGAGGAGGGCCGACACAGCAGGCCACCCCCCAGGGAAGCUCGGGCCCAUCUGGGAAGGGCCCUUUGAGGUCAUACAACAGGUUCGCAAAGGAGCAUACAGCCUAAGAGACACUUCGGGUAGACCUCUUCCGAGGCCCUGGAAUGCCGACAAUCUAAAAAUAUAUUACAAGUAA